Messenger RNA from Cyprinodon variegatus (sheepshead minnow), 2309 nucleotides. RefSeq names its product homeobox protein Hox-A4 (gene hoxa4a). The record is from RefSeq and is a predicted model, not a curated record. Gene Ontology annotation, cellular component: nucleus. Gene Ontology annotation, molecular function: RNA polymerase II cis-regulatory region sequence-specific DNA binding; DNA-binding transcription factor activity, RNA polymerase II-specific. The transcript is spliced from 2 exons. Gene Ontology annotation, biological process: embryonic skeletal system morphogenesis; regulation of transcription by RNA polymerase II; anterior/posterior pattern specification. NCBI's taxonomy places the organism in Eukaryota, Metazoa, Chordata, Actinopteri, Cyprinodontiformes, Cyprinodontidae. The coding region runs from base 906 to 1682 and encodes 258 amino acids.
AAAGAUGUGAUUCUCCUGAUGAGUCACGCAGACUUUAAUUUCUGACUUGCAGCUCUCUAUAUACGCUGCAGGAUAUUUGCUUUGGCCUGCCGCAGUAAUGCACAUGCAAAUCCCAUCUUUUUACUGUUUAUCCAAUUUAUUAGCCUUUUUGAUGGCACUUGAUGCAAGGAUUCGCACGCUUUUUGCACAACGCACGUUUACUCUACACUACAUGGAUAUGCAUAUAGGCCUUUCGUCAUGUGCUGUCAAACAACUACAUUAUUUCUCCUUGUUUUAGUAACUCGUCGAGCUAACAGGGACGGGUUUUGCAGUGUUACAAUUGUUUUAAAAUUAAAAAACCUUUUUAAAGGGGUUUCUGCAGGUUGCUUGUGUGUGUUUUGUAUGAAUCAGGAGAGAUAGGGCAUGUUUAAAGGAUGCGCGUGCCUAUGUACGCUUGGGAGCAGCUUUUGGCAUCUGUUUUCUUUUCCAACCGAUCAUUUGGAUCUGCUCACCAUUACAAAUUGUAUUGCAUCUUUGGGAUGCAACAAAUUCCAACUGCAAGAGCUGAUGUUUGUGGGGAGCAGGACUUAGAUUACAAGCUUUCAUGUGAGAUGGAGAGGCUCACCCACAUAAGUUUGGACUCAUGCAGUAAACAACUUAGCCGUUUACUUUCUUUUGCUUUAUAUGCUGUGAUUUAAUAAGGAAAACAUGAACGUAAGCCAGUCCUGGCGCUGCUGCUGGUACCAGUGCCAUGCUUUCCAUUGGUUCCUGUUUACAUGAUGCCCACAGGACACGCGGUGAUUGGUGGCCUCCUCGCACGUGACCAGACAACUUUGUACAUUUGACAGGGGGGAGUAGGAGGGUUUUGUGGAGAUCAGAAAAACGACAGCGCGAUAAAAAUUAGUAUUGUUGCACUUCACAAAUUAAUGACCAUGAGUUCCUACUUGAUAAACUCCAACUACAUCGAGCCUUCCUUCCCACCAUGCGACGAGUACCAGCAGAGCGGAUAUAUCCCCAGCCACGGCGACUACUACGAGCGGCCAAAGGAUACGGGCUUCCCCCAUCACGACGAGCAAACCUAUCCGAGGUCAGGCUACGCGGAGACGGGUUACGACUACGGCAGCGUGCCCUCAGCCGCAGCCGCCGCUGCAGGACUCGACGAUUUCAGCGAUGGACACCACGCACAGCCGCAGCCGAUCCCACAGAGCCAUGGUGCUCGCCUCUCCGCGGCGCCAGACGGUGGCGCAGGGGCAAACGGGAGCAAAGACUGCAGCCUCGCCGGUGAGGUGUACCCCGGCGUGGCGAAGGGCAAGGAGCCGGUGGUCUAUCCGUGGAUGAAGAAGGUCCACGUUAGCAGCGUCAAUGCCAGUUACAAUGGAGGGGUGCCCAAGAGGUCCCGCACUGCCUACACCCGCCAGCAGGCUCUGGAGCUGGAGAAGGAGUUCCACUUCAACCGCUACCUGACCCGGCGCAGGCGGGUGGAGAUCGCGCACACUAUGUGUCUGUCGGAGCGCCAGGUGAAGAUCUGGUUUCAGAACCGUAGGAUGAAGUGGAAGAAGGAACACAAGCUUCCCAACACAAAGAUUCGCUCCUCGUCCGGUUCGGCCUCUUCAUCAGCCUCCGGGCCCCAGCAGCAGCAGCACCAACAGCAGAUUAAAACAGGCCAGCAGCUUGUCCCAACGCCGUGCACAGUUGGUCUAUAGUUUCUAGAAUAUUAUACCCCCAACCCCCCCAUAAUCCAGACUGAGAUGGCGAACAACACAAGUGGAAUUCGAUGGACCGAUUUUCAGUAUUUUACACUCAUGGUGUUAUAUCUCUGUAAGCUUGCACAUUGGGCCUGUGCCACGUCCUUUGUACACCCUUUCGUCCUCAGCCCUCUUCAUAUAAGCUUGAAAAAAAAAAUCACCUUUAAUUGCCACGGUGGCAAGUGAAGUGUUUGUUUGUGGAUGGAAAGGAAGUGAGGAAAAGAAAAAAAAGAAGAAAUCCAAACGCACAUUCAGACGUAUAGAACUUGGAUCACAAAGUGUGUAUUAUUGCAGUCAAAACUGAGUCAGGUGAAAGUAAGUUUGGGGUUAUUUUUUCUAUAUGCUCUCUACGAUUACUAUUGUUUUUUUUAAAAGACAUUCGCUCAUGGAAAUUUCUAACAUACUUGAAAGAUAUUUAGGAUACUCUGUAGAUGCCUGUUUAUUUAGAGAGGGGGCGUCAGUCAGAGAAACAGAAGUGUAGUUCGUGUGUUUGACUGGGUUGGUUCUUACUGUUGAAUGUAUAGUCCAAGUGACGUUCACAUCUAAUGUAAAUAGACAAAUCCUACCUAAUGAAGGCACAAGGAG